AUGCCCGCAGGCGGCUUCUCGCGCACGCGCAACGUCGAUUACGAUGACGACGACAUCUACGGCGACGACGAUUACUAUGAAGAAGGCGCUGGGGACGUGGAUGCUGGAGAUGGCAUGACAGAAGAUGACAAAGAGCAGAUGCGUGUGGGCACAAUCAAAGUGCGGGAGGCGCUGGGAGACAUGAGCGAUUUCACGAGCGACGAGCAGAUACAAGAAGCGUUAUGGCACUACUACUACGACAUUGGAAAGAGUGUGAGUUAUCUGAAGAAUAAACUUGGCGUGGCAGAGCCCAAGCAAGAGGCACCCAAGCAGGAAAAGGCAAAACCAGUGUCGCGCUUCGACCAAGCUGCAAGCGUAGCAGAUCAGAACGCGCCCGCAACCACAGAAGAGUCUGCUGCCCCGUCGUCCUGUUGCUCAUCCUCUACCGUUGCCCCAAUCUCGAUGCCUACCAACGCUGCUGUCACAGACUUCUUCUGGGAUGUGCCCUGGGGCAACGUACCACCCGAACGAUUAGGCGUCAUCACCGUCGAUGCUCCCCACUACAAAGGUGGUUUGCUUGGGGGGUCCUCGAAGUUAGCUGCGCUUGCAGCUAAGCGUAGGAAGGAGCGAGAGGAUGCGGAAGCUGCUGCCUCUAAAUCCAACAACAACGCGGAUUCGGCCAUCGCCAUGCUCGAUAAGCUCUCGAUGAAGAACCAAGAGAAUGCCAAUCUUGGUGGUGAUGGCGGGGAGUCAGAGCGCCCAGCUCGGCCUUCCAGAUAUCCUAUCCGCAGACGGUCGCCAUCCCCAGCCCCAGAAGCACCGAAGGAACCUGAGAUAGAAGAACCCCAAGCUCCCCAGCCUGCCGUCGUUGUCGAAUCGCCAGCUCAACGCGCCACCGCCUCCAUGUUCGCCUCCACCCUGUGCGGGUCUGACGAAACGUCAAAGCACACACAAACACCGCUACAAGAGGUUCCGGUACCCUUUGCUGCGUAUAAAUCGCAUACAGGAAUUACACCAAAGAAGAAGAAAAAGCAAACAAACGGUGACCUAGCCGAAUCGGUCGAGAAGCUUGCCGUGGUCGAUGAGCCGAGGGUCAAGAGUAGGAACUUAAACGUUGUAGACGAGUUUGAGAAGAGCGCCCCGAAGCGAAUGGCGAACUUUGUAGUGCUCGGACAUGUCGACCAUGGUAAGAGUACGCUUAUGGGACGUUUGCUCUACGACCUCAAAGUCGUCGACCAGCGAUCAAUAGACAAAUUAAGAAAAGAAGCAGAGACCAUCGGCAAAUCUUCGUUCGCGCUCGCCUGGGUUAUGGACGAAACUAGCGAAGAGCGAAGUCGUGGUGUUACCGUCGAUAUUGCGACCAAUUACUUCGAGACAGACAAGAGUAUAUUUACGAUAUUGGAUGCGCCUGGGCAUAAGGACUUCAUACCAAGAAUGAUCUCAGGUGCAUCACAAGCCGACUUUCCGGUCCUGGUCAUCGACGCAAGCACCAACAGCUUCGAGUCUGGUCUCAAGGGUCAAACGAAGGAACACAUCUUGAUCGCACGAAGCAUGGGUAUGCAACACAUCAUCGUGGCUGUGAACAAGAUGGACACAGUCGGAUGGUCGAAAUCACGCUUCGACAAUAUUUCAAAACUCAUGACAACCUUCCUGACCGAAGCAAGCUUCCUUGAGAAGCGAAUAACGUUCAUACCCCUAGCCGGCCUGACCGGAGAAAACGUUGUCAAGAAGAUCGAAAACUCAGCCGCACACUGGUAUACCGGCGAGACCCUGCUAGAAGCUCUGGAACGCGUCGAGCUACCACCCCGAAAUCUCACAAAGCCACUUCGCCUUUCUGUCGCUGACGUUUUCCGCGGCGACAUGCGCUCACCACUUAGUAUAUCAGGUCGUAUCGACGCUGGAACCUUACAAGUCGGCGACGUUGUACUCGCCCUCCCCGCCAACGAAACUGCAACCAUAAAAUCCAUCGAAGUGCAGGACGCACCCGUAGACUGGGCCGUCUGCGGCCAGAUCCCCACUCUCCAUCUCACAGACAUUGACCCGGUUCAUCUCCGCCAAGGCGACAUUCUCUGUCCUCCCAAAGACCCCGUUAAACUCGUCAAGGCUUUUACGUCCAAGCUCCUCGCUUUCGAACACGUAUUACCUAUGCCGGUGGAGGUUUUCAGGAGUACGCUCAACUCGCCGGCAGGAAUUAGGACGCUGAGCGCCAAGCUGAAUAAGUUUACGGGAGAGGUUGUGAAGAGGAAGCCAAGAAUUGUUAAGCCGGGCGAGGUGGCGAGGGUCGUUGUACAGUUGGAGAGGGAGUUACCGGUUGAGGAGGGGAUGAGGGUUGUGCUUAGGGAAAGAGGAAGGACGGUGGGGGCAGGUUUGAUGGAGAAUGUUGCUUGA
Alternaria atra is the source of this 2367-nucleotide messenger RNA. RefSeq lists its product as uncharacterized. The record is from RefSeq and is a predicted model, not a curated record. Lineage: Eukaryota; Fungi; Ascomycota; Dothideomycetes; Pleosporales; Pleosporaceae. Gene Ontology annotation, molecular function: GTPase activity; GTP binding. The transcript has 4 exons. Bases 1 to 2367 code for a protein of 788 amino acids. Gene Ontology annotation, biological process: translation.